Messenger RNA from Acanthopagrus latus (yellowfin seabream), 2199 nucleotides. RefSeq names its product trichohyalin-like. The transcript is spliced from 2 exons. The coding region runs from base 280 to 1569 and encodes 429 amino acids. The record is from RefSeq and is a predicted model, not a curated record. Lineage: Eukaryota; Metazoa; Chordata; Actinopteri; Spariformes; Sparidae.
UGUUUUAGACCUCAGUCGAGAGGAAUUGUCCAGCCGAUUUUCUAUUGACCAGAUCUGAUAUUCACAGCUUCACAGCCGUGUCUUGGACCACAGUCGAGGAGAAUCACCCAGACGAUCUUUAGAGACCAGAGCCAGUAUUAACAUCCUAAAACACUUGUUUUAGACCACAGUUGAGGAAAAUCAGCCUGCUGAUUUUCUACAGACGACAGUCUACAACAGACAUCCACACUUUUGAAGACUUCAGGGCCAUUUCAACUUUGUUCUACCACGAUCAGCGAAAUGCAUCGCCAGAACAAAAGGAGAAACCCAAAAAAGAUGGUGAGGGCGGCUCAGGCUGCUCCUCAAGACCAUCCCGUGUCUCACCAGGGCGAGGGCCCUCAGGCCAACUCUGACUCUGAGCGUCCUCGUAGACCCUGGAAGGAAGAGAGGAUGGCCAUGAGCUACACCAUCCACAACCUCAAGUAUAAGCUUGAAAGACUUGAGGGUCUUAUGGAGCUCAGGGAGAGAGAAUUCAAGGCCGAGUUCAAAAACAAGUAUGAGAUCAUCGCAUCUCAUGAGGCCACGAUCUCAAACCUGAAGAGCGAGCUCCAGUUCCAGGUGGCGCAGGUGGAGAGCCUCAAGCACCGGAACAAUCGGGAGAAGGACGACAUGGCAGCGAGACUGGAGGCAGAAAAACAAAAGCUGUCCGAGCAAAACAAUGAGAUGCUCAAGCUAGACCUCGACAAACAGAAGAGUGUUCUGCUCCAGAUCGACCUGCAGAUGAAGCAGUUGGAGGAGUUGGAGCAGGAGCUCCAGCAAAAAGACGACAUAAUCCGUCAUCUCAGGGAGGAGAAGAUGGGUCUCUCUAACAAGCUCACGGAGGCCACAGACCAGCUGACAAACCACAAAGCUGAGAUUCUCAAGAGCGACCACGCUUGGCAGACAAAAUAUGAAGCUCUGCAGGAGAAGUUCAGCCAGCUGGAGGUCAAAGAACAUGUAGAGCAGGUAGAGGAACAAAAGAAAGAAAUUGAGGAGCUCUCCAUGAAACUGGAGGCAAAGUUCAGACAGCAGCUAGAGAAAGAACGAAGCAGGGAGGAGAAAAUAACACAGGUGGAGGAAACAACCAAGAAGCUGGAGGAGAAUCAACAAAUCCUGGAGGUAACAGUAAGCCAGGUGGUCAUGGACAAGACAGAACCAGAGGACAUCUCCUUCAGGACGGAGGAGGAAACUGAGGUGAAAAAGGAAAGUACAACAGAUAAGAAGAUGAGGAAGAAAGCAAAGAAAGCAAUGAAGGUGAAGCAAAAACAAGAAAUGGAAGACCUGAAAAGGAAGCAACAGGAAGAGCACAAGGACCUGAAAGGCAGACAGAAGCUGGAAAAGCUUCAGGAGAAGGAAAUGAACAAGAAAGAAGCACAGAUGAAGGCAGAGCUCCAAAAGAGAGCAAAGGAGGAGGAAAAAGAAAAGAAAAGAAAGGAGAAGGAAAUGAAUAAGAAAGAAGCACAGAUGAAGGCGGCGCUCCAAAAGAGAGCAAAGGAGGAGGAAAAGGAGAGGAAAAGAAAGGAGAAGGAAAGAAAGAACGGUGGAGAUUAGAGUGACAGUGACGCAAACGUGGAGUGGGCUGCUGGUUGUUCUACAGAAUGCCAGCAGCAGCUCCAUCCUUCACCUCUCCACCGUUUCUCCAUCUUCCCCUCCGUCACCUCUCCACCGUUUCUCCAUCUUCCCCGCCUUCACCGCUCUACCCCCUCUCCAUCUUCCUCCCCCCUUCACCAUCUUUCUCCCCCCUUCUCCAUCUUCCUCCCCCCUUCACCAUCUUCCUCGCCCCUUCACCUCUCCCCCUCGAACCUCAUCCUCACCACCUCUCUUCUCACCUUUCUCAGUCUCUCUCUGAACCCCCCCCCCCCCUCAAUCUGACUCAGCCCAUCUAUCACAAUCUGAGAACAUUUCUUGGCAAUCAGUCAACAGCGGCUCAGCAAUCAGCCUCAAACAAAAGGGUUUUCUCCUGGCACGCAGGUUUCCCCCAAUGAAAUCAACAUUUCAUUGAAAAAACACGGCUGAAUUUCUGUCCACUGUCUCAACUUGACUUGACUUGCCCAAGAAAAAUGACUUGAGACACCACCAAAAUGUCUCGAGUCAAAUUGUGGGUUUUCUCCUGGAGCUCAGGUUCCCACAACCAAUCAAUUAAUUCAUUAUUAAUUCAAAAUAAAAUGUGUUGAACUGGUA